Molecule: messenger RNA, 2151 nt
Organism: Strongylocentrotus purpuratus (purple sea urchin)
Lineage: Eukaryota; Metazoa; Echinodermata; Echinoidea; Camarodonta; Strongylocentrotidae
Product: medium-chain acyl-CoA ligase ACSF2, mitochondrial
Exons: 13
Coding region: 184-2025 (613 amino acids)
Biological process (GO): fatty acid metabolic process
Molecular function (GO): medium-chain fatty acid-CoA ligase activity
Source: RefSeq, a predicted model, not a curated record
UCCUAUUUUCAAUAUUGACAUGCCUUUUGCAACUACAUAUUGUGCAUUUUCAACUAAAAAUCUGAAGUAGAACUUAGUGUUCACUUUGAAUGUCCACCAAAACAUCAUUUGGUACAGCUAUAACUGUACCAUUAUAAAUUAAAUCAGUUUGUUGAGCAGACGGGAACCAUUAUUGAAGUCAAGAUGAAUAUUUCGUGUGUUCUGCGAAUGUAUCUGAGAUCUGGUUUUAGAAGCACAUCAUCUCGGUUCUCUGCCAGGUCCGUUCCAUGCAACAGACCUUUCGAGAAGACUGCAUCUUGUUACCACAACAACCACUCUAGCAGAACCAAAUACACUCUGAGUUACAUCCACGGUCAUGACGUCACUCCUAACGCACCCACCCCUCAAGUGAAGACGAUUGGUCAGUUUGUUGAUGAGAGUGCAGAAAAGUUCCCGGAUAAUGACUUUGUGGUCUUCUCCGAAACUGGGCAGAGGAGAACGUUUCAACAAAUCAAAGAAAAGGUUGAUAGUUUAGCAGCAGGUCUCCUAUCCCUAGGAGUGCAGAGGGGUGAUCGAGUUGGUAUCUGGAGUCCAAACACCCUAGGAUGGAUCUUAACCCAGUAUGCUACAGCUAGGAUCGGUGCUAUCCUUGUCAAUCUAAACCCUGCUUAUCAGAUCACUGAGAUCGAGUACACCCUCAAAAAGGUUGGAGUGAAGGUCCUAAUAGCACCAGAGAAUUUCAAGACGCAGCACUAUUACAAGAUGCUAACCGACCUGUGUCCAGAGAUGAAGGCGAUGUCUGGUGCUGGUAAACUGAAAAGCAAACGCCUGCCCGAACUCGAGUCAGUAAUCAUCUUCGACAGCGAGCUUAUGAGUUUACCAGGUGCCUAUGAUAUCGACGACGUCAUGGACAUGGGACGAACCGAGCAUUAUGACGUCAUUGAUCGAUGCAGAAAAAGUCUUCAAUUCGAUGACAUCAUCAAUAUUCAGUUCACAUCGGGUACGACGGGGAUUCCCAAAGCCACUUGUUUGACGCACUACAACAUCAUCAGCAACCUUAACACUCAAUCCUUCGUCUUCCCAGUCAAACCCGGUGAUGUGAGUUGUUUGCCUGCUCCUCUGUUUCAUGUGAUGGGUAUGUCGACAUCGAUGGUUGGAAUGAUGCAGGGUAUAACCACCGUGUUACCAUCAGCAGGUUACGAGAGCGGAGCUAUCCUCCGCGCUAUCCAAGACGAGAAAUGUUCGAUUUUCUUUGGUCCUCCAACCAUGCUGAUUGACAUGCUACAUCACCCAGACUUUGAGACCUUUGACCUCAGUAGUUGGGAGACUGUGUAUACUGGAGGAAGUCAUGUACCGAUUGAGAUUAUCAGACGUAUAGCAGAAGAAGUGCCCUCCAUGAAGGAACUCCUUUUGGUGUAUGGAAUGACUGAAUCUACUGGCGCUACUUGUGGGACCCUUAAUGGUGACCCGGAAGAAGUUCGCUUUUCAACUGUUGGAAGACCCCUACCAUGGUGUGAGAUGAAGAUGGUAGAUCCAUCUAGUGGUGACGUAAUGCCUGUAGGUAAACAAGGAGAGCUCUGCAUCCGGGCACCUUGGGUGAUGGUUGGUUACUGGGGUGAUGAAGAGAAUACGAAAGAAACCUUGGAUCAGACAAGAUGGCUUCAUACAGGAGAUUUAGCUAAGAUGGAUUCCGAAGGAUACAUAAGCAUCGUAGGCCGGAUCAAAGAUGUCGUCAUCCGAGGAGCAGAGAACAUCUCCACCAUCCAGAUUGAACAAUGUCUUCAUACUCAUCCUAAAAUAGAGGAUGUUCAGGUAGUCGGUGUACCAGACGAAAGAAUGAUAGAGGAACUCUGCGCAUGCGUGAAGCUGAAGGCGGGAGAGACAUGUGAGAAGGAAGACAUUAGGGAGUUUUGCCGAGGAAAGUUGUCUCAUUACAUGGUCCCACGGUAUGUUGAAUUUGUGGAGGUAUUCCCAAGGACCACAACGGGAAAAGUGAAGAAGUUUCAACUCAAAGAAGAAAUGAAACAAAAACUCAAACUCCAAUAAUGCAUAAAGAUCGAACAAUAUUGCAAUGUCGAUACAAUCAUGAGGUUGUUAUCUGUUCUUGAAAGGUUAAAUGAGUGGUCAAUAUCAUUGCCACAGGUGCGGUUCUGGAAGAAUAUAGAUAAAUAU